This is a messenger RNA of Naegleria lovaniensis, 2067 nucleotides long. RefSeq lists its product as uncharacterized. Gene Ontology annotation, molecular function: carbamate kinase activity; carboxyl- or carbamoyltransferase activity; amino acid binding. Gene Ontology annotation, cellular component: cytosol. NCBI's taxonomy places the organism in Eukaryota, Heterolobosea, Eutetramitea, Acrasida, Naegleriidae. Bases 1 to 2067 code for a protein of 688 amino acids. The record is from RefSeq and is a predicted model, not a curated record. The transcript has 4 exons.
AUGAGUAAAACACCUUCUCACUUUACUAAAAUCACUGAUUAUGAUGAAUGCACUAUUAGAAAGCUCCUUGUCAAGGCAACUAGAAUCAAAUCAAAUCCGGGUGUGUAUGCCCAUCGCAUGAAAGACAAGAAUCUUUUAAUGCUUUUUGAAAAACCUUCUCUCCGUACAAGAAUUUCUUUCGAAACAGCAAUGUCUCGAUUUGGUGGCAAUGCCAUCUAUUACACCAGUGAAGAAAGUCCAUUCGGAAAAAAAGAGAAUGUCAAGGACACUGCCAUGUGUGCCUCUCAAUAUGUGGACGUUUUUGUGUUGCGAUUAAUGUCAAGAGAAAGUUUGUUAGAAUUUGUCAAGUAUUCGCAAGUUCCAGUAAUUAAUGCCUUAGAUAAUUGGGCUCAUCCAUGUCAAAUUCUUGCAGAUUUACUCACAAUAGCCGAGUUGAAAUUAACACCAAAACCAGUGCAUGAAGAUCAUUUAAAAUUCAACAAAAUUCGAAUGGCCUAUUAUGGAGAUUGCAGAAACAAUGUCACAUAUGACCUGAUGAGAGCAGCAGCUUUGCUUAAUUUCAAACUAGUGUUAUGUGGUCCGGAAGAUUCUCGUUUCAAACCAGAGCAAGAAGUUUGGGAUGAAGUGAACCGUAUCAAUGACAAGGCAGUAGAAUGGCUUUCUGAUCCAAGUGAAGGUUCUAAAAAUUGUGACGUUGUCUACACGGAUUCAUGGAUGUCUUAUCACAUCCCAGCCAGUGAAGAAGAAGAGCGUGUGAAAGUACUUCAACGUUAUCAAGUCGAUAUGGAAGUUCUAAAACAUGCCAAAAAGGAUGUGGUUUUCAUGCAUUGCUUACCAGCUAAGAGAGGUCAAGAAGUGACCGACGAAUAUGCCCAACAAGCUCUCUUAUUGUACAUUGUGUUUGGUUCGAAGGUAUUUUGUGAGAAUGAAAAAGAAGCCGAGUUGCUGAGUGAGGAGAAGUAUUUUCAAAUGGCACCUCGCCACUUGAAUAUGAUGCAUCGAAAAUUUAAAGAAAAGACAUCACCUGCUAUUAGACAUGUGACAGACGCUAAAGGAUUACCGUUCAACAGAGUUGUCAUUAGUUUGGGUGGUCAUGCUCUUCAAACCAACACCUCUCAAGAUUUUUCCUAUCAAGAUUUGAAGGAUAACAUUGACAGGACAUGCAUGGAACUUGCCAAAUUCAUUGAGGGUCAGCGACCUCAAAAUUUAUGCCUUUCUCAUGGAAACGGACCUCAAGUGGGUUACAUUCACAAGUGUAUGAAUGGUCCAAGUAGUAGUGGUGACUCUGGUACGACCUCUGAAAGUGGCUCCAAAGAUGAUAUUUACAUGCCUUUGGAUAUGUGUGGAGCAUUGAGUCAGGCUGAAAUUGGUUAUCUUUUUCAACAAUCACUUCAGAAUAACAUUACGGAAGAGCAUUGGAAGAAUCGAAUUGUUUCUAUCAUUACUCAAGCAGAAGUGAAUCCAAACGAUGCAGCAUUCAACAAACCCACAAAGCCCAUUGGAAGAUAUUAUUCAAAGGAAGAAUACCAAAAGAUGUUUCAAAUGGGUCAACAGCCAAGAUUUGCACACAUGAAACAUUUCAAGGAUGGUUAUCGAAUGGUGGUACCAUCUCCUGAUCCAGUUAAAAUUGUUGAGGAAAAUACCGUCAAGACACUCAUCGAUCAAGGAAAUAUUGUCAUCAUGGGAGGAGGUGGAGGAAUUCCUGUGGUGAGAGAUCGAAAUGGAAAGCUGUCUGGAAUUGAGGCAGUUAUUGAUAAAGACAAAACAAGUGCAUUAAUUGCUGAGAUUAUUGAUGCUGAUUUGCUUGUUAUUCUUACUCAAGAAGAUGGUGUGUUCUUGGAUUACAGAACAGAAAAACAGAGAAAAAUUGACAAGAUGGACACAAAAACAGUGCUUGAGAGAAUAAAGGAAGGUGUGUUCGAAGAAGGGAGUAUGGUUCCGAAAAUGGAAGCUUGCGUUCAAUUUGUGACAAGAACUAAGAGACCAGCUGUCGUGACCAGCAUUGAGAACUUGACCAAAAUUUCCUUGGGUCCUGGAUCUUCAGAAGGCACAUGGAUUGUUCCUUAA